AUGGCUAUCGACGAGAACACAACGGAUUCUACAAAUCCACUUCUGGAUUCGACAAAUCCUCUCUACAUGCAUCCUUCUGAAAAUGCGGGAUCUAUGCUUGUACCAGUACCUUUCGACGGAUCGGGAUAUAGGUCAUGGAGAAGAGGAGUUCUCAGAGCUCUUUUGGUGAAAAAUAAAGUGGGAUUCAUAAACGGGAAAUGCACAAAGCCAGAUCCAAGGAUCCUAACUUUGAUCAAUGGGAACGCUGAAUUGGAGGAUAGAUAUGACCAAACAAAUGGAGUAAAGCUGUAUCAGUUACAGAAAGAGAUAAAUGACUUGAGUCAAGGAACCCUAGACAUCAUUGGAUACUAUACUAAGAUGAAGAAGCUCUGCGAAGAGCUGAACACAUUGAAUGCACAUGCUCAGUGCAAAUGCAACUGCACAUGUGGUGCUAAAGCAAAUAUGCAGAAGGCUGAGCAAGACAGAAGGUUAAUUCAGUUCUUAAUGGGACUAAACGAAGUCUAUACUGUGGUAAGGGGAAGUAUUCUAAUGAUGAACCCGUUGCCCUCACUCGCACAAGCCUUUUCAAUUCUUAUCCAAGAAGAAAAACAAAGAGAAGUCAAGCCAAAUAGUCAGUUUGUAAUUGAGUCUACUGCCCUGAGUGCUAAUAGAUCAAAUGCUUUCAGAACAAACUAUAAUCAACAACCAAAUUCUGCGGAUAAUACUAGAUAUACAAACUAUAAUCAACAAGGAAACAGGAUUGGGAACAAUAACUAUAGGGGAGGUUACUCUGGAAGCAAACCUCGACCCUUCUGUGACUAUUGUAAGAAACCGGGCCACACUAAGGAAAGAUGCUACAAAUUUCAUGGUUAUCCACAAGACUCAAGGUUCAACAAGGGAAAAAGGAUUGUUGCUAAUGUACAUGGAGGACAAAGUGAGAAUAGCAUGGAAGGUCAAGAUGGAGAUAGUGGUCAAAAUUUUCAUGCUGGAAAUGGAGAAAAUGAAAUGAAGGCAGGGGCUGUGAACUUUGCAGGCAUUUCAGCUUGCUCAACUUCUUUUGAUUCUGGUGCUAACUCAAAUGAGUGUUUUAGAUCAAUUGCUGAUUCUUGGAUACUUGAUUCUGGGGCAUCAAACCAUAUGACCUACAAAAAGUUCAUGUUAACCAAUAUAAAAACUUUAUUAUAUCCUUUCCUAGCUACAUUACCUAAUGGCUAUAAGGUGAAGGUGACAUUAAUGGGAGAUGUAGUCAUGAGUCCUAAAUUCACCCUGAAAAAGGCCCCUUCACUGAAGAGGCCUCUGGCAAUUGGUAAAAGCAAAGAUGGUUUGUACCUUUAUACUUCAGAUUCCUGCAAGUCUAAUGCCCUGUUUCAUGCCAGUUCAUCUAAUAAAGCAUCUGCUCCUAGUUCACCAGGUCUGCAUCUUCUAACUAUGUCACCUGACCGUCCAUCACCAGGGCUAAAUGAACCUAAUUCUUAUACAACUUCAGAUUUUGAACAAUAUUCUCCUUCUUUGUAUGUCUCACUCAAUGCAUUGAGUUCUGAUAGUCAAAAAUUGAUCAAAAACAUUUCUCAUGAGUGUGAGCCCAGCUCAUAUGAAGAGGCAGCUGCUGAUCCUGCAUGGCAGAAAGCCAUGAAUCAGAAGUUUUAA
Nicotiana attenuata is the source of this 1626-nucleotide messenger RNA. RefSeq lists its product as uncharacterized. The transcript has 6 exons. The coding region runs from base 1 to 1626 and encodes 541 amino acids. Lineage: Eukaryota; Viridiplantae; Streptophyta; Magnoliopsida; Solanales; Solanaceae. The record is from RefSeq and is a predicted model, not a curated record.